CCAAUCGCAGCCAGCAGCUUUAUGUUUUAUGUGAGCAAGCACACUCUUGACAUCUUAUUUCUGCGGUACAGAAACUAAAACCCUAUAAAAAGACUUUAGCUGCGUAAAAGUUAUCAGUUGGUUGUAUGGUUACCUUAUAUCUGAUUUGGUUUUUAGGAACAAGAGAUAGACCCACAAGGCUCUAUCUGUGUUUUCACGAAAGUAACAAGUCGAGCAGCUGCUUAAGGUGUGUUUUCUCUGCUUUUUCGUUGGGUAUUUCAGAUGUUCUUUCCAACCAGUCAGUGCCUAAAUCGCUGAUCAUCUUAACUAUCAGAUUUGCCAAUGCUAUUUUCUCUUUUGAGGGAAAAUCAAACACACCUAUCCAAAAAAACUCCUCCAAACACUCUCCAAGAGAAGCUGAUUUGGUUUAUUUCUUUCUGAUUUCUGAUUCUCAGCUCCAUGCAGGUGUCCAUGCGUAUUGCUGCAGCAGAAAACUUAAAUCGGACAGCGCAAAUAAUUUUUGAAAAUUUUCUUCAGUUGAUCAAUAAAAUCAAGCGAAUUAAUAAUACAGUUGAUAACCCCAAACCAAAAGGAACACUUUUCUCCACUGAUAUCUGUUGCAAGAUACU
This is a messenger RNA of Ascoidea rubescens DSM 1968, 608 nucleotides long. RefSeq lists its product as uncharacterized. Bases 126 to 503 code for a protein of 125 amino acids. Lineage: Eukaryota; Fungi; Ascomycota; Saccharomycetes; Ascoideales; Ascoideaceae. The record is from RefSeq and is a predicted model, not a curated record. The transcript has a single exon.